GCUGAAUUCAGUAAGCUGUCUCUAGUCACUAAUAGAGACUUUUCGUGGUGAAAAUCGAUUUUGAGACUAAUUGGUAUUCAGUAAGCUGUCUCACAUCUCUAGGCUCAAAAAAAAAAGUUACUAAUUUGUCAGCUGGUUUUCAAGAGGUCACAAAACGAAAAUAUACAAUCAAACAAAGGAAAAUUAUGGAGGAAGAGAUAAUUGCUUUCUAUUUUAUCCUAAAAAAACGUGAAAAUGAAGCGAGGAAUGUCCGCAGGCGAAUUCUGGCAAGCUUGCGUGAUACGGAGGAUCCAUUUUUGCUGCAGGAGGAGAUUUUCAGCAGAUUUCUUAGAUUUCCGAAGUCGUUGUGCUGGGACCUUAUCCAAGAAUUAAAACCGCACGACAACUACACUCGGAAAUCUAGAAUUCCGUUGGAGCUUCGAUUUAUUUCAGUACUAUAUUUCCUGUCGAAUGGCUCCUACCAAAGCUGCAUAGGAAAUAGCCACUUUGCCGCAAUGAGUCAGCCAAGCGUCUCGCGAAACAUUAAACAGAUAUGCAGGAUGGUUGUUGAACAUAAACAUGUCGAAAUUAGUUUUCCCAAUUCGGCUGACCACUACAACAGCAUUAAGAGGGGUUUUCACAACAAAUUCGCUAUUAAAGGUGUAAUAGGUGCUAUUGACUGCACACAUGUCGCCAUAAUUUCUCCGCCAUCUUCAACCGCUGGGGUAGUGCCUCAUGAAUACAUGAACAGGAAGGGAUAUUGCAGCAUUAACGUUGAAGCUAUUUGUGACGAAGAGCUAAUUUUUCGGAACGUAAAUGCACGAUUUCCUGGUUCAUGCCACGACGCCGGUAUAUGGACAACAUCGCCUGUAAGAAUUAAGCUGAUCAGAGAGCAUGUUUCUGGAGCCUUUAAAUGGCUUUUGGGCGACUCGGGCUACCCUUUAGAGCCAUGGCUUCUUACGCCAAUACCAAGCCCUUCAUCUGCUAAUGAAGAACUUUUCAAUACGGUACAUAUUAAGGCAAGAAAUACGAUAGAGCGCGCAUUUGGAGUCCUAAAGUCUCGCUUUAGGUGUUUAUCCAAAGAGCGUGUGCUCAAAUAUACCCACACAAAUGCCGCAUUUAUUAUUUACACAUGCGCAAUAUUUCACAACAUACUGCAAAAACGACGAAUUUUUUUAUCAGAAGAAACCAUGCUGCCAGAAGACUCCCCUCCCGAUGGUGUGGGCAUGAACACGCCAAUACAAUCAACGGAGCAUUACUCUGAAGGCAGAAGGGCACGUCAAAGUUGCCUAAACGCAUUAAUAACAUAAAUUUUGAAUUUGCAUGUGUCUGAAGUUGUACAAAUUGUGCUCAUUUAUAAUGUACAACGUGGCGACGAAUAAUUGUUACCCAGGUUUUUUUAAGAAAUAAAAGGGUCCUUUAUAGAUUUUGCGAAAAAA
Molecule: messenger RNA, 1418 nt
Organism: Rhagoletis zephyria (snowberry fruit fly)
Lineage: Eukaryota; Metazoa; Arthropoda; Insecta; Diptera; Tephritidae
Product: putative nuclease HARBI1
Source: RefSeq, a predicted model, not a curated record